GUGUCCUUUAAAAAUCUAUUAACAUUGGGAAAGAGUUGCAAAUCUCUGCGAUCAUAGUGGUUAUUUAGAAGAGCUAUGUCCAGUCACGAGGGUCCUUACCACCAAGGUAAUAAUUCAUUCUAUCAGGAUGGUUUCUACCCAACGAAUUACGAUCAAAACACGUCAGUGCCGUAUGAAAAUUACGCCCAUCAAUAUGGCGGAGCUUCUGGGAAUUCGAGCGGUGGAUUUUAUAACUAUUACAAUGGAGGCAGUCAGUUUCAAUCGCCUUACACGGGGAACAUGAAUCAAGGGAUAACACAAGUCGAUGAAGCCCAUGGCACAGAUUUUGACAACGAACCGCCGUUACUCGAAGAGCUAGGGAUCAACUUCGAACAUAUUUGGCAGAAGACACUUUCAGUUUUGAAUCCUUUUAAAGCGACUGAUUCGCAUAUUAUGGAUGACACAGAUCUAACAGGACCUCUCUUGUUUUGCUUGGCAUUUGGAGGUUUCCUUCUCCUCCACGGUAAAGUUCAAUUCGGUUAUAUCUACGGUUUCAGUGCGCUAGGAUGUGUGGCCAUGUAUAUCGUUCUUAAUUUGAUGAGUCUCACUGGAGUGUCUGUCGGGUGCGUUAUAAGUGUCCUUGGUUACUGUCUUCUGCCCAUGGUGGGACUGUCUGGUGUCUCACUGGUCAUGUCACUUCAAGGAUAUCUUGGAUCAAUUCUUACAGCAGUAGUCAUCGGCUGGUGUAGCUUGUCAUCAUCAAAGCUAUUUGUGACAGCUCUUGCUAUGGACUCUCAGCAACCUUUGGUGGCAUAUCCUUGUGCUUUAGUGUAUGGAAUUUUUGCACUGUUAACUGUGUUUUGAGAGUCUGCCACAGAGCUCUUGCUAAUAAUAAUUAUAAAACUUUGUGUAGCCCCCACUCCCCCCCCUCCUUUCCUUGCUAAGAGACAAACUGAAAAACUGUGUUGCAUACCAGAGAAUUUCUUUAAGGGGGCAAUUGAAAUAUUCUUAUACUUUGAACUUAACUUGCAGACCAGUGUCAACACAUGCAACUACAUUUAACCCUUCAGCUCCCAACCUCAGAAAGUAAAUUCUCUUACCUGUGGACUUUACACUUCUGUUGGCUAAUUGUCUGAAUAUUUAGUACAGGAAUAUAUCCAGACACAUUCUAGGUAUUUAUCUCAGUUUUAUCAAAUCUGUUUACCUUACUGUUUAUAUUAAAUUUGUAAGGUGAAGUUGUUGUAGUUAUUCUUCUUGGGUCAAAGGCUCGUGGACAAAUUGUCAUUUUGACAUUGGAACAAUAGUAGACUGUCAGAUCAAGUGAAUUCUGGAACUCAAAUGAUAUUGUCCCUCUAGACUGCUUGACCAAAAACUGCAGUUUGUGAAUGCGUUUGCACAAAAUCCUAGAAAAAAAUAGCAAUUUGCCCAUGUGAUAAUUAUGUGUAGCUAAUUAAAUCAAUUAUCUAAGUAUUUUGUCUACAAUUCUUCUUUACAAAGCUGAAUCUAAAAAGUCUACCAAAGUGAAUUUAGAGGAAAGGUUACCAAAAAUCUUAAAAUGGCAUCAAAGUUCUUCUAAGAUGGAUUAGAUACUUUGCAUGUGGCAAGAAGAAUGCAGUCUGCAAUGCUUAGGUCUACUAAUUUCAUGCACAAAGUGUGAGCAAUAACACGUUCUCACCAGUGACUCAAUUGCUGUUUAAUCCUUUAACUUCCAAGAUCAGAUUGUCAAUUCUCCCCUCUAACUGCGACACAUUUCCUUGUAAAUUAUUUAUG
This is a messenger RNA of Stylophora pistillata, 1749 nucleotides long. Its product is annotated as protein YIPF5. Gene Ontology annotation, biological process: endoplasmic reticulum to Golgi vesicle-mediated transport; vesicle fusion with Golgi apparatus. Lineage: Eukaryota; Metazoa; Cnidaria; Anthozoa; Scleractinia; Pocilloporidae. Gene Ontology annotation, cellular component: trans-Golgi network. The record is from RefSeq and is a predicted model, not a curated record.